Molecule: messenger RNA, 810 nt
Organism: Mesorhabditis belari
Lineage: Eukaryota; Metazoa; Nematoda; Chromadorea; Rhabditida; Rhabditidae
Source: the annotation of a GenBank genome assembly
AUGUUGACGAUCGGGCGAUUCCCAUCCAUUGGAUUGUACCAACAACGCGUGGGCUGCCCAAGCAAGUGCAAGUACACCUCAAUCGAUAUCACGACGAGAAAGUACCAAUAUUUCAACGAUGUUAAAGAAAUAACGGUGAAAAAAUGGCGACGCGGCUAUGUGAACGCAAAAAUUGGAGUGAGGAAAAUGUUUGGACCGGAAGCUCAAGAAAAUGGGAUCACCUCUUGUUUGAAGCCAUUGCUUUGGUUCAACGAUUGGCGCCGUUUGCUUCUCUAUUUUGAGUUGGCACGGGGAAUCGGGUACACAAGAUUUCUGAUAGCGUGGAAUUUUGUAUCGAGUGACGUGAAGAAAGUGAUCGAUCAUUACAGAAAUUUGAGUCUUGUCGAUAUCCCGUAUCCAAUCACGGCAAACGAUCCACAGAUGAUCUACGCAAAUGAAUUCGUUCUUGAGGUUUCCUCAACCGAUGUCACAAAGUUUUUCUUGAAUAAGAAGAUGAGAUCGAUGAAUUCGAAGGAUGCCAUUUAUCUCAAGAUCAACUACGAGAAAGAUUCUGGAAACGAUUCUCUUCUGCCGAAUAUUCCCUUGAUUGAAAAGGAUCCUGAGCUAAUCAAUCGAAUCCGAGAUCGAGUGAAAGAGAUUUUCGGAGACAAAACUCCAGACUAUGAUAGAACGAUUCUUGAACGAUAUAGUCUUUGUUCAAAGGAUGAUAAGACCUGUGAGUCACCCAUUGGAAGAUGUGUAUCGGAGCUGGAAAAUGCCGAGAAAUGGAUUCAAAAUGACGCGCCGGCUUGGGAUAAACUCUAUGUUUUG